GGUACUAUGUCGUCGGCAGUGGAGCUACAGCCGUUAAACAAAACAAAGAAAGUCGAGGAAGAAUCCCCGGAGCCAGAGGACAAGGGAAAUCUUGUUUUCUACAUUAUCUUGCUCCAUGGAAUCGGAACUCUUAUGCCAUGGAACAUGCUUAUUACGAUCUCCUAUGAUUAUUUCGAAUCAUACAAAAUGCUCGCCAACUCAACAAUCGACAUGGACACCGGAGUAGUUACUGGAUAUCCAACUGUCUACUCAUCCAACUUCCAAAGCUUCCAAACGAUCGCUUCUCAAGUCCCGAACCUUCUUCUCAAUCUUCUCAACAUCUUCAUUGUCGUCAAGGGAGGACUUGCUAGUCGCAUCACUGUCGGACUCUCAAUUGUAGCUGUUUGUGUGAUCACUACAAUGAUGUUCAUCUACGUCGAAACCUCCACAUGGCUCACCGGAUUCUUCACACUCACCAUCAUCACAAUUAUUGUAUUGAAUGGAGCAAAUGGAGUAUACCAGAACAGUAUCUUCGGUCUUGCAUCGGAGCUUCCUUUCAAGUACACCAAUGCUGUGAUCAUUGGAAACAAUUUGUGUGGAACCUUCGUCACCCUGCUCAGUAUGUCGACUAAAGCUGUCACCAGAAACAUCUUGGACAGAUCAUUCGCCUACUUCUCCAUUGCUUUAAUCACACUCGUCUUCUGCUUUAUCUCCUUCCACAUCCUCAAGAAACAACGUUUCUACCAGUAUUACAGUACCCGUGCCGAAAGACAACGAAACAAAAACGAUGAAGCAGUUGAUAGCGAAGGAAAAGUGGCUAAUUACAUCGCAACUUUCAAGGAGGCCUUCCCACAACUCAUCAACGUAUUUUUGGUCUUCUUCGUUACUCUUUCCAUCUUCCCAGGAGUCAUGAUGUAUGUUAAGGAUGAGAAGAAAGGAGGUGUCUACGAUUUCCCAUUGCCACAAAAAUACUUCAUGGAUGUGACCACAUUCCUUCAAUUCAACGUGUUCGCUUUUAUUGGAUCAAUUGUCGCCGGAAGAAAGCAAUGGCCUGCGCCGAACAAGCUCUGGAUUCCAGUCUACCUCCGUCUCCUCUAUAUUCCAUUCUUCAUCUUCUGCAACUAUCUCCCUGAGACCCGUUCACUUCCCGUCUUUUUCGAAUCCACCUGGCUUUUCGUCAUUAUCGCCGCCUCGAUGAGCUUUGGAAGUGGAUAUUUCUCGGGACUCGCCAUGAUGUACACCUCGAAGACUGUUGAUCCAUCGAAGGCUCAGGUCGCUGGAAUGAUGGCCGGAUUCUUCCUCAUCUCUGGAAUUGUCUCUGGUCUGAUCUUCACAAUGGUCAUCAAGAUGGUCGUCACGGCCUAAACUUCUUAUUCCUCCUUAUUUUAUUCCCAUCAACCUCAUCAUUAGCAAUAUUAAUUCCCUAACGUAAAUUCUUUCAUAACCUUCAAGGUUUCCUCUGUAGUAUCUUUAUCCACUAGUGUUCUUUCCUUAAAAUACCUCUUAAUACUUUGUUGUUCUUUGUUAUUUUCCUUCUUCAGGUAUUUCCGCAGCACCAUCUCGUUGUUCUCCUAUUUUUUUAUAAUCUCAACUUGUUUUUUAUGAAUAAAACCUAGAAAGUUGGUUAAAUAAAUCAUUCAUGAAAUUUUU
Molecule: messenger RNA, 1629 nt
Organism: Caenorhabditis elegans
Lineage: Eukaryota; Metazoa; Nematoda; Chromadorea; Rhabditida; Rhabditidae
Gene: ent-1
Product: Equilibrative nucleoside transporter 3
Exons: 6
Coding region: 7-1344 (445 amino acids)
Biological process (GO): nucleoside transmembrane transport; nucleoside transport; purine nucleoside transmembrane transport
Cellular component (GO): membrane
Molecular function (GO): nucleoside transmembrane transporter activity
Source: RefSeq, marked reviewed